CCUCUCUGGGACUUCGUUCCAAAAGGAACGGCUUUUUUCUUUUUGCCGAUGUUUUCAUACAUGUAUGUUGUGGUGGGAGUCCAUAGGUAAAAUUGGUUGAGAAUGUGAUGCGUGAGAUGCAUAUGGACUGGGGUUCGAAUAGAAGCAGAGUCAGGUCAGUUGCUGUAUGACUUUGAGUUAACAACCUCGGAUUAAUGAGACUAAAGUAGAGGAAACCCAUGCGUUUGAAUAUCUAAUUGACCACAACGUCGGUCAAACCACGUCGAAUGAGGUGACUGUUGUUCUGGAAAGAAAUGAAUAUCCAGAUACAAACUACGAGUGAAAACGACAGCAACAGUAACAACAUCAACACCAAUAACGAGAAAGAGAAAGACGUUGGGAAAGCAAAAAUGAAAUACCGUUCGUUAAUGUUUCUUUUGCAAUGCGUGACUAUUCUUCACUUUGUUACGGCUCAGGAUCCAGAAACAGCAUCAAAGGAUUUAGCUAUCAAUACGGGAGCAUCAGAUUCGAUGAAUUAUGAUAAUUGUAGCUACUCAAUAAUUCCAUCAAAACCAACUGUUUCACUACUGCAAGACGAAGUAAAACAGAUGGUGUUUAAUAAUGAUGUUGAAAAGACGAUAUUCAAAAAAGUAAAAGAAGACACGACGAUAGGAAAGGACGAUAUAAAACAUCCGGUUGAUAGAAAGCACGAAGAAGACCUGGCGACGGCCGAAAAAGAAGACAAAGAGACGAUGUUUGGAAAAUUCGUCCAGUAUAUAAAGUCCUGUGCUAGUCCGGGCAACGCUUCUUUAAUUUUCCCUUCUAUAUACGUCUUGUUUGUUGUUGUCGUGACUGGGCUACAGAUGUCCUCCUAUUUUUAAUUCUUGCUUAAAUCGAAGGAAGAAGAAAAAAACUGGUUCAGGAAAUUCAUAGUUUAAAAGGAAGAAUCAACUGGAAACAAGUUUUGGAGAAACAAAUAAUUGAAGGCGGGAAGUUUAAAGAACUUCUCUUCAUUCUUAGAUUCUAAAUAAACCUUUCGCUACUCUU
Octopus bimaculoides (California two-spot octopus) is the source of this 1026-nucleotide messenger RNA. RefSeq lists its product as uncharacterized. The record is from RefSeq and is a predicted model, not a curated record. Lineage: Eukaryota; Metazoa; Mollusca; Cephalopoda; Octopoda; Octopodidae.